GCGCGGAGGGAGGUGAGCCGAGCGGAGCCGGGAGGCGAGGAGGGGGAACCGCGAGGAGGCCCCGCCCCCGCCUCUCGGAGCCGGCUCUUCGCCGCCUCCGAAGCCGCUCACUUUGCCUCUUGCCUCUGGACGGCGGCGCGGUGCUUUUGGAGCCAGGGCCGGAGGGAACGCCGGGGACCCGGAGCCAUCCAGCACCAGCGCCUCCUCUCGGCGCGCACACCCCUUACGGGGGACAGCGCCGCCGCCUUCAAAGGGCACCCCGGCCUUGGAGGGGGCAUCCCUGAGGCUCUAGGGGCGGCGGCGCUGGUAGCCUCGUUCCUGGCCAGUGGGGCGCAGCGCUGGAGCCGGAGGGGACUCCCGGGCCACCAGCAGGUACCGCCGCGCGGAGGGAGCAUCGCUAGCAGCCAACGCUGGGCUGCCGAGGAGGCUAGAGCGGAGGGGCUUCUGAUCCAGCGAAGGGCAGCAGCGGAGCCCGGAGGGAGAGCCCGCUGGACAGCCCGCGAGCACCGACGGCGCACUCCCCCGUCGGCCAACGGCAGGCAGGCCCCGCAAGGUAGCCAGGGGGGCGGCGCCCUCGGGCCUCGGGGCCUCUGGGCGGCCAGCCAUGACCUUCGGGCGCAGCGGGGCGGCCUCGGUGGUGUUGAACGUGGGCGGCGCCCGAUACUCUCUGUCCCGGGAGCUACUGAAGGACUUCCCGCUGCGCCGCGUGAGCCGGCUCCACGGCUGUCGCUCAGAGCGCGACGUGCUCGAGGUGUGCGACGACUACGACCGCGAGCGCAACGAGUACUUCUUCGACCGGCACUCGGAGGCCUUCGGCUUCAUCCUGCUCUACGUGCGCGGCCACGGCAAGCUGCGCUUCGCGCCGCGAAUGUGCGAACUCUCCUUCUACAACGAGAUGAUCUACUGGGGCCUGGAGGGCGCGCACCUCGAGUACUGCUGCCAGCGCCGCCUCGACGACCGCAUGUCCGACACCUACACCUUCUACACCGCCGAGGAGCCGGGCGCGCUGGGCCGCGACGACGCGCGACCCGGCGGUGCCGAGGCGCCCACCUCCCGGCGCUGGCUGGAGCGCAUGCGGCGGACCUUCGAGGAGCCCACGUCGUCGCUGGCCGCACAGAUACUGGCCAGCGUGUCGGUGGUGUUCGUGAUCGUGUCCAUGGUGGUGCUGUGCGCUAGCACACUGCCCGACUGGCGCGCCGCGGCAGCCGACAACCGCAGCCUGGAUGACCGGAGCAGGUACUCCGCCGGCCCUGGGAGGGAGCCCUCCGGGAUAAUUGAAGCUAUCUGCAUAGGUUGGUUCACUGCAGAGUGCAUCGUGAGGUUCAUCGUCUCCAAAAACAAGUGUGAGUUUGUCAAGAGACCCCUGAACAUCAUUGAUUUACUGGCAAUCACGCCGUAUUACAUCUCCGUGUUAAUGACAGUGUUUACGGGCGAGAACUCUCAACUCCAGAGGGCUGGAGUCACCUUGAGGGUUCUUAGAAUGAUGAGGAUUUUUUGGGUGAUUAAACUUGCCCGUCACUUCAUUGGUCUUCAGACACUUGGUUUGACUCUCAAACGAUGUUAUCGAGAGAUGGUUAUGUUACUUGUCUUCAUUUGUGUUGCCAUGGCAAUCUUUAGUGCACUUUCUCAGCUUCUUGAACAUGGGUUGGACCUGGAAACAUCCAACAAGGACUUCGCCAGCAUCCCUGCUGCCUGCUGGUGGGUGAUUAUCUCUAUGACUACAGUUGGCUAUGGAGAUAUGUAUCCUAUCACGGUGCCUGGAAGAAUUCUUGGAGGAGUGUGUGUUGUCAGUGGGAUUGUUCUAUUGGCGUUACCUAUCACUUUUAUUUACCAUAGCUUUGUGCAGUGUUAUCAUGAGCUCAAGUUUAGAUCAGCUAGAUAUAGUAGGAGCCUCUCAGCUGAGUUCCUAAAUUAAUGCAUUGCAAAGCAGUUCUUGCGUACAGUUCAUUUGAUAGAGUUGAUGCCACUUCAUAUUCAUGCAUUUCUUACUGGGUGAGCACUGCAGUGGUACUGUCAUCACCUUGGUAGUAAAAAUUGUCCUUCCCAGCUGAAGGGAUAAAACAGUUUACUUGUUAUGGAGUAAAUAGGAUUGAGACUGCAAAGAAAAAAUAAUGAUUCCUAGAGUAAAUUUUAGGAUCUUAUUUUAUUUAGGCUUGUCUCCUCCUUGCCUUGAACAAUUAUGCUUUUUGUGUUUGUUU
Phacochoerus africanus (Common warthog) is the source of this 2198-nucleotide messenger RNA. RefSeq names its product potassium voltage-gated channel modifier subfamily G member 3 (gene KCNG3). Gene Ontology annotation, molecular function: delayed rectifier potassium channel activity; protein binding. Gene Ontology annotation, biological process: potassium ion transmembrane transport; protein homooligomerization. Gene Ontology annotation, cellular component: membrane; voltage-gated potassium channel complex. The transcript is spliced from 2 exons. The record is from RefSeq and is a predicted model, not a curated record. Bases 605 to 1915 code for a protein of 436 amino acids. NCBI's taxonomy places the organism in Eukaryota, Metazoa, Chordata, Mammalia, Artiodactyla, Suidae.